Anopheles bellator is the source of this 4291-nucleotide messenger RNA. It is a transcript of the gene Ptpmeg2, whose product is annotated as tyrosine-protein phosphatase non-receptor type 9. NCBI's taxonomy places the organism in Eukaryota, Metazoa, Arthropoda, Insecta, Diptera, Culicidae. Gene Ontology annotation, biological process: protein dephosphorylation. The coding region runs from base 823 to 2928 and encodes 701 amino acids. The transcript has 8 exons. Gene Ontology annotation, molecular function: protein tyrosine phosphatase activity. The record is from RefSeq and is a predicted model, not a curated record.
GGAACAAUAAGUAGUACACUAAGUUCAGCAUACUCUCGUGUUGCCUUCUGCCCUGCAACAGCAAUUUCCAUGCCCAAGGACGAUUUUGUUGAUCGGUUGCCGCAAGAACCAAACGAUUGUGAAUGCUGCUUGGAAAGCGAACCGCAAUAGCGCGGCAAGGCUAGAGAAUCAUUCGUAAGUUGUUCGAUUGGCGCUGGCAAACACCGACUUUCCGGCAAGUUAGCACACCUUUCGAUUAAGCCUUUGGUCGACCAGAUACCAAGCAUAUAGACGGCCACUCACGGUUCCCAUCAACGUGGCGCGGGCUGCUUGUUUUGUUUGUGUGCUUUAUUCAUCAACGAAGAACAAAGUGAAGAAGAUCCAGAUCCUAAAUUGUAACCUAGAACGGACUGUCUGAACCCGUUGUGGCAGCCAACUGGCUAAUCAGUCAUUGUCAGACUGGUCACUCGCGCUGUGCUUGUAUAGCGGUUUUGAGCGAUAAGCUAUCGUCUUUAUCACCGAGUGGUACUAUCAGUUGGAGGUGUCCCGCACUGUCUGGGGGUUUUCUAUGUGUUUUCGCAUUCGGAGUAUGUUUGCGAGUGUUCAGCGUAUACAUGCGUCUACAAAGCUGGUUGAAGGGGCAAGUUUGUGCAAGAAAUAAUAUGGUGUGGCCGAUGAUUCAAAAGUGGACGGCACUGUGAGCGUAAACAACAUCGACCAUUUGCCUGCCUAAAUCGCAAACAAUCACGCAACCCAGCAAUCUCUAACUAACACAGCCAUAACCCAGCAGCAUACACGAAUCGAAUCUGGCACACUGUCGGACCAUUUCAUCUGCGAGCUAAAAUGGCACAGGAAACGGCUGUGAAACAGUUUAUCGAUAGGAUCAAUAGCUCAAACAACGAUCCAAACCGGAAAGCUGUAACCCCCGCGGUGGCCACAAGGUUCCUGUUGGCUCGCAAAUAUGACAUCGCGAGGGCGUUGGCUCUUUACGAGCAACACGAGCUAAUCCGGCAACGGGAAGGGCUGUACGGGUUCGAUCCGAUGGUCGAUCCUCUGCGGGCGGAACUGGAGACGGGAAAGUUUACGAUAUUGCCUGGACGUGAUGCUAGUGGCGCGGCGAUCGCGAUCUUUACCGCCAACCUGCACUGCCCGGUGACAGUGACCCAUAAAACCACGCUGCAAGGCGUCGUCUAUCAGCUGGACGUUGCUCUACAAAAUACCGACACACAGAAGGCCGGUCUGGUGUUUAUCUACGAUAUGAGCACCUCCAAGUAUUCCAACUUUGAUUACGAUCUGUCGCAGAAAAUUUUGACGUUGCUAAAGGGUGGCUAUCCGGCGCGGCUGAAAAAAGUUCUCAUCGUUACGGCGCCGCUUUGGUUCAAGGCACCGUUUAAAAUACUUCGACUGUUCGUGCGCGAGAAAUUAAGAGAACGCGUGUUUACGGUCUCGAUACCGCAGCUAAGCCUGCAUGUUCCUCGUGAGUCUCUUCCAGUUCGAUUAGGCGGAACGUUAGAAGUCGACCAUUCCUCAUGGUUGCUGCAUUGUUACAAAUCGAUGACGAAUCGUGAGGACGAACUAAUUGCCACAACCGGGCAUCAGCAGCAACAGCAACAGUUGUCCGGUGAGCAGACCACCAGUCCGUCGGUUGCGGUGAGCAGCACUAGUCCCGUGAUGGGAAGCGCCGGAAUAACGGCGAUUGCUACCGGUGUGUCUGCACUGGAUGCUCACAACUCACUGACGUGUGCGCCGAAUACGACGGACUUGGCUAGUGUGGAUUAUAACCACCGAACAGCAUCUCCAUUACCGCAUGGCAAUGGCACACUCCUAGAUGAUCAUCACAUAGGUGUGGAGAAUAGUAGUGAUAUUGCUGCCGCGGGCGUCAACCAUCUCUCGGAGCACCACCACCAUCAGCACACGGCCACCAGCGAGUUGUGGACGGAGAACCCACCGAGUAGCGCAUCGUCCGGUUUCAGCGACGACGACAGCCUGGCAGGAGCGGAAGGUGAUCCGAAAACGAUCGACCAGAUCGUGCAGAUGGUUCGCGAGCGGGGCAAGCUGGGGCUGAUUCGAGAGUAUGCAGAAAUUAAAGCUCGCGCACCGGAUGGUACCUUCACGCAUGCAAAGCUGAGAAACAACCUGGCCAAGAACCGAUAUACGGAUGUGCUGUGCUACGAUCACAGUCGGGUGGUGCUGUCACAGGAGGACGACGAUCCUUCGACGGACUACAUCAAUGCCAACUUUGUCGAUGGGUACAAGCAGAAAAACGCUUACAUUUCCACACAAGGCCCGUUGCCCAAAACGUCGUACGAUUUUUGGCGGAUGGUCUGGGAGCAGCACUGUUUGCUGAUCGUUAUGACGACCCGAGUGAUGGAGCGGGGUCGGGCGAAGUGCGGCCAGUAUUGGGAACCGAUAGAAGCUGGCGUCUUUGAGUACGGUUGCUACCAAGUGCGGACAAUGUCGAUAGAAACCAACGAGGACUACACCGUAGUGGAGUUGGAAAUAAGAAACACUAAGACUGAUGAGGUGAGGUGCGUCUCGCACUGGCAGUUUACUAGCUGGCCAGAUUACGGAGUGCCGUCAUCGGCGAAGGCUAUGCUAAACUUUUUGCAACGCGCUCGUGAGAAACAGGCGGAAAUGGUGCGGUCAUUAGGUGACCUAUGGGCCGGCCAUCCACGAGGGCCCCCCAUAGUGGUACACUGUAGUGCCGGUAUCGGUCGAACUGGGACCUUCAUUACGCUAGAUAUCUGCAUAUCGCGCCUCGAGGAUGUCGGGACGGCCGACAUCAAGGGCACGGUAGAGAAAAUUCGCUCCCAGCGAGCGUACUCGAUCCAGAUGCCGGAUCAGUACGUGUUCUGUCAUCUGGCUCUGAUCGAGUACGCACUUUCUCGCUCAAUGCUGCAGUCGGUGGAUCUAUCCGAGUUUGACGAGCGAGACGAAGAAUCGGACUAAAUCAUCCGAACCGAACAAGGUAACACUCACUCACCAACCACGUCGUUUGCGCGAAGUGUGGUGCACAUGCUAUGCGAUUUCGUUGAGACGCGGUCCAAAGGCAAGGAAAUUAAGUUUUACUCGAUUAAAUUGCACCUACACCUGAUAAAUUAUCGUAGUCAGUUCUAGAUCCCAACGAUAGUGAAACAAAACUAAUUUUAUCAUUGGCCAUUUUGUUUUGAUUUCAAUUUUCCCCUUUCAAUGAUUCGUUUGAAUUCAAUCAAUCCCCUCAAUGGUGGCAUCAUUAUCGUUUUCGCAGUGCCAAGAAAUUACGAAAGGCAGAAUAAAGACAAUGUUGGCCACUCGAAAGUCGCUGUUUGGUUUACCAAUCGAAAAAGCAUAACAUGUGCCCACAACCGAUAUAAGCUCGCAGUUCAAAGAGUCCAAUUAGAUUUCAUGUGACAGCAAGGGUGUCUCUUACAAUCAAAAAACAACAACAGUUCCGGAAAAUUGUACGAUAAUUUGAACUAUUCUUUUGAAACAUAGUAUUUCUCAAAGUGGUAAACAAAUUUAGGGAAAAUAGAUAUCCUAAGUAAAUACAAAGGUAAGAAAUGCAUCCAGUCCAGUGAAGUGCGAAAGAACGGAAAAAUGUUGAAGUCCGCGCUGGUAGAACAGUAGUAGUGGCGGAGAGGCGUUCGCAGUCGGCACGGCGGAAGGCGCAAAUAGAGAAAAGAAAUCAAAGGUUAUUUUUUCUAUUUAUUUUAACUUUAGAGGGAGAAAGGUAACUGCGAGUAAAUAUAUAGACAUAAACAUAUUUAAAAUUAGACCAGUAACAUGUGGACCGCGUCGGAAGCACGGUGUCGUGACGUGCUUGGAAAUAUCAUUUACAUGGGGAGAAUAGUAGCGAAACAAUAACUAAAGCGAAUCGAAGCGACUCUGAGCACCGGAGCUCUUCUUUGCAUUCUGAUAGCAAACUGAUAACGUACACACGAUCGCGUGGGAGGGAACGAAUUUGUUCUUCUAUAGGGCAAAUAAUCAAAUGGUAUUGUCAUUUAGCGUAAGCCAACUUAAAGUACUCAAAGCAUUACCACCCCUUCUUUUCGUCCGAAGUCGCUAAACGGGGGCAGAGGUGAUAACACUUUGUGCGUAGGAAGAUGUGCCCCCACACGUUGCUGUUACUCAUUUUUCCUACUCGUAGGGCACCAGUGAUGCUGGGCACUGUAUUAAUGUUGGAAGUGGGAAUAACGACACCGCAUUCAGGCAUUUCCGAGCUACUGCAAAGCGAGGUAAUAAUCACUAAAAUCAGGCCGUCGAUAGACACUGUGAGAGGACUAAAUGAGGUUGAAAAUAUAGCCCUGACAACAAAUAAAUACUAUUUUGCGUG